This is a messenger RNA of Salarias fasciatus (jewelled blenny), 1434 nucleotides long. RefSeq names its product transcription factor E2F5-like. The coding region runs from base 468 to 974 and encodes 168 amino acids. Lineage: Eukaryota; Metazoa; Chordata; Actinopteri; Blenniiformes; Blenniidae. The transcript is spliced from 6 exons. The record is from RefSeq and is a predicted model, not a curated record.
GCCGCAGACAUCUUGGCCUUGAAUACGAAGCAGAAGAGAAGGAUUUACGACAUCCUGAACGUCCUGGAAGGUAUCGGGCUGAUCCAGAAGAAGAGCAAGAACCUCAUCCAGUGGAGGGGGGUCAAUAAAGGGAACCCGUCUCCACAGUUGCUGCAUGAGUUGGAGACUUUAAGAAGCCAGAUCUGCGAGCUGGACGCUCAGGAGCAGGAGCUGGACAAGCAGAUGGCCGCGCUGCAAGAGAGCAUCGAGCGCUCCAGACAGUGCCCCCUCAACAAGUCAUAUCCUUUGUUUCCACCUUCACAACCGCUUCCUGAUCGAACUCUGUAGAGGGACCAGAAGUCGUCAUGUAGCUGGGUUAUCGUGUCCGUUUCCUCAACACCCCCCUCACCUGCGGCUUCGUGACGCACGAGGACAUCUGCAACGCGUACAGCCCGGACACCGUCCUCACCAUCCAGGCUCCCCAAGGCAUGCAGCUGCUGGCGUUCUUCAACACGUCGGAGGGCGAUCCCAGGAAGUUCCAGAUGAAGCUGCGCAGCCUGUCGGCUCCCAUCCACGUCAAGCUGCUCAGCACCGACUCGGAGCGCCAGCUCCACGUGGUGCUGCCCGUCCCCCCGGUCCCGCCCGCCCCGCUCAGCCCACCCGUCCCCGCCUCCGCCUCCAUCACCGACGACAGCAGCCAGGACUCCCCCUGGUCCUCGCAGCAGGUGGCGCUGUCCGACGGCGACGAGCUGCCCGCGCUCUCGCCUUCCGAUGUGCUGCUGGCCGUGCUGGAGAACCAGCAGCAGAAGGACCUGGACUCGUCCGAGCUGCAGCCCCUGCUGAGGCUCGGCGCGGCCGCAGCGCAGACGGACCACGAGUACGCUGUGGCGCUGAAGAAUGAAUUCUUGUCUACUGACGAUGCAGACUACAGCUACAACCUGGACGGCAGGGAGGAACUCUUCGACCUGUUUAACAUGCAGCUCCUCCAUUACUGAGAGCCGCCGUCAGCUCUCCUCAAGCCGACCCCACGCCGACGUGCCUCAGUGGAAACCAAUCAGAAGCCAGUCCUUUCAUUUCCUGCCGCACUGUGUCCAUCUUCCCCACAUCCAGCGGAAAUGACCGUUACCUGAAACUGUUCUGAGUUUGUUUCACAUUCUGACCCGGAUGGGAAAAAUUCAGUAUUGUCUCCUUAAAACAGUGUUGAUGGUGGAGUUCAGGGUUUACUAGUUUUCCCAGCCAGUUUUAAAAAGUGACCGUUUGCUUGUUGUUUAAAUUGUUGUUGAACUGCCAGUUUUGGCCUGAAAGCGUGACUGGACUUGUUUUUAAUUUAAGUUUAUAUUUCAGUAAGUUUUAUGUUUGACUUAAUUUAAGAGAAAGUGAACCUCGUUUGUUGAAGCUGAAGCUUGUUGACUGCCUUAAACUUUAACCGUUUAAUUGAGUUUGCCAUAUUUGUGA